AUGCCCCAGCGCCGCUCGUCCCCGAGCUCCCGCCGCAGUCCCGCUCGGGCACGACGCCCCGCCGACCUCGACGGCCGUGCCGCCUCCGGCCUCCUCCUGCCCCCUCCCCCACGCCUCCCCUCGCCCCUCCUCUUAAAAGGCGACACCCCGGCUCCCCUCUCCUCUUCCCCCCGCAUCUCGCCGUCCAAGCCGCAGCCGCCGCCGCUUGCUCUGCCGCCGCCAUUGCCAGAUCCGCCGCCGCCCAGCCGCAGCAGUAUGCCGCCGCGCCGCCGCCACUGCUGCCGCCGCCCGCGCCGCUGCCCCGCACCACCGCCCGCGCUGCCUCUCGCCGGAGCCGCCGUCCGCAGCCGCGCCCGACGUCGCCGCUGUCCGCCUCGCCGCCGGAGUAGCCGCCGCCCCGGUCUUUUCUCUUGA
This is a messenger RNA of Aegilops tauschii subsp. strangulata, 414 nucleotides long. The record is from RefSeq and is a predicted model, not a curated record. NCBI's taxonomy places the organism in Eukaryota, Viridiplantae, Streptophyta, Magnoliopsida, Poales, Poaceae.